CUUCACUGCGGCCGCUCCCUUCUCUGGGAGUCUGGGCUCCUUUCCUAUCGCCUGCCCCGCCCAGGCGGCUGCCCGUGACCUGCCUGGGCGCAGGGAACGGAAAGCCGGAAGGGGCAAGACGAGUUCAUUCGCCAUGGGGCUGUUUGGGAAAACCCAGGAGAAGCCGCCCAAAGAGCUGGUCAAUGAAUGGUCAUUGAAGAUAAGAAAGGAAAUGAGAGUUGUUGACAGGCAAAUAAGAGAUAUCCAAAGAGAAGAAGAAAAAGUGAAACGGUCAGUGAAAGAUGCUGCCAAGAAGGGUCAGAAGGACGUCUGUGUGGUUCUAGCCAAGGAGAUGAUCAGGUCAAGGAAGGCUGUGAGCAAGCUCUAUGCUUCCAAAGCUCACAUGAACUCUGUGCUCAUGGGGAUGAAGAACCAGCUGGCGGUUUUGCGAGUGGCUGGUUCCCUGCAGAAGAGCACAGAAGUGAUGAAGGCCAUGCAGAGUCUUGUGAAGAUCCCAGAAGUCCAGGCCACCAUGAGGGAACUAUCCAAAGAAAUGAUGAAGGCUGGCAUCAUAGAAGAAAUGUUAGAGGACACUUUUGAAAGCAUGGAUGAUCAGGAAGAAAUGGAAGAAGCAGCAGAAAUGGAAAUUGACAAAAUUCUGUUUGAAAUCACAGCAGGGGCCUUGGGCAAAGCACCUAGUAAAGUGACCGACGCCCUUCCAGAGCCUGAACCUCCAGGAGCGAUGGCGGCAUCAGAAGAUGAGGAGGAGGAGGAAGAGGCCCUGGAGGCCAUGCAGUCCCGUCUGGCCACACUCCGCAGCUAGGGUCCGCCCCGCCGGGCCCUCGGGCUCUUUCCCAGCCCACCUGCCAGGAGCGGGUACACCCCUCUGAAGCAGCACCAUUUUAUGUACCUCUUGCACUACACCUCGAAAUGAGGCACUGCAUUCUGAGAAGGUUCUCUGCUCCUAUCUUUUCACUCUUUGCAGAGGUUUUGGGAUCUCAACAGGAUUGUCCUUGAGAGGUGGGGUUAUAAAUGCAUCAUUUUCAGGGGUAUAAAUAGAAGUAUCUUUUGGAGGGGAGGGCAAAGGAAUCUGUCUUCUCACAAUGCAUCAUUUUCAGGAAUAUAAACAGAAGUAUCUUUUGGAGGAAAGGGCAAAGGAAUCUGUCUUCUCCCGAAGCACUUCUGAGGAUAGAGUUGACUGCCUGAAUGUUGAGGACUCUACCGUUUUUUGUCCCUAAAACACUAUUAUAUAAAAUGGAUUUUAAUAAAUUUCUGCUUUAACACUUGGUCUCAUUGUAGCUUGUCAUGUGCAGUGAAUUUUCAAGGUGUUUUGCAGUUUCAAGUUAUAUGUUGACCUUGGAAGGAGAGGAGGUGCUACAGCCAGUCGUACGGGACGUGGAAGCUCAGCACAAGAGGCUUCUGCUCCGAGGACGCUGUUCCCCAGCCUCACAGAUGUGGUGUGGGAGCCACACUUCUGCUUUCUGUCAUCUGUUUAAGCAAAAGGAUCCUUGAGAAUUAUGACUCCUUGUCCUGUUGUCUGGAUGGCUGUAUUAUGUCCUAACAGGUGUGUGUAUGUAGUUUUCCUUGCCCUCCUUCCCAAUGCAAGUUGGACCCAGAGCAGACAGCUGUGAGAUUAGGAUUCUCUCAUCCUCGGAUUGCUUUUCUCUGCUGUUGCUGUUGUUGUUGUUCAACUCAUUUGGGUAAAUACCAAGGAGCACAGUUGCUGGAUCACUGGUAAGACCAUGUCUGCUUUUGUAAGAAACUGCCAAACUGUCUUCCAAAGUAGCUGUGCCAUUUUGCUUUCCCACCAGCCAUGACUGAGAGUUCCUAAUCCUCCACAUCCUCGCGAGUAGUUGAUGUUAUCAGUGUUUUGGAUUUUGACCAUUCUAACAGGUAUGUAGUAGU
Molecule: messenger RNA, 1884 nt
Organism: Neomonachus schauinslandi (Hawaiian monk seal)
Lineage: Eukaryota; Metazoa; Chordata; Mammalia; Carnivora; Phocidae
Product: charged multivesicular body protein 3
Exons: 6
Coding region: 134-802 (222 amino acids)
Biological process (GO): late endosome to vacuole transport; protein transport; endosome transport via multivesicular body sorting pathway
Cellular component (GO): multivesicular body; ESCRT III complex
Source: RefSeq, a predicted model, not a curated record